GUCCGUUUGGGGUCUCCUUGGAAAAAAAACAUGGUCGGUAAAAGAUGGAGAUUCUUGUGAAGUGUUACCCCACUGUUCUGAGACUGGAUGCAUGGCUGAAGCAGAAGGACCAAUAUGGAUUUCUUACUACCGAUGAAAGUGAUCUCCCUUUGCUGACCUCGGUGUUUGUUUGUUUCCAUGGUGACGUCCCAGCAUUUACUUGGACAUCCCUCUCUCAGGGCAGAUCUCUUCAUGACCUGUUGAUGGCAGCUGUAGAGAAACUGCUUCGAAGGAAUUCCCCUGGUGGAAACUUACUGACUACAGGCUUCUACUUUUUGUCUUCCAAUCCAAAUACAGUGUAUUGUGGGAACAACUUGGAAAGCAGGUACCCUAACUCCCUUGUCAACAGGCUUCACUUCAGUCAGUGGCAACAGCUUCUAGACAGAGUAGGAGACUCAGUGCUUGCCUACUUAUUUGAGUCGGCAUCUAUGUACCAGGAGAUACAAGGGGCUUGCUUUGUGCAGCUGACAGGCACCCCCCUGUACAAUUCUGAACUUCCAGACACUGAAGGUCAACAUGUGGUAAAGCAAGGAAAAAAACAAAAACAAAUCAACAAUAGUUUCACUCAUGGUGGGACAUCAGACUCUGAGCACAAACAACAAAAAAGAGAUUCUGAACUGCAAAGAAACAAAAUAACGAGAGAAAGACGCAAACCAGUAUUGAAGAGAACAAAGAAAGGAAAACAAGAGACGAAAAAACAGGAAAGACCAAAUGGCUUAAGUUUGAACACAACCAAGAUUGAUUGUGUUGAACUUUUGAUGCAGACUGUGGGUUCAUAUGAUCACAAAGAUAUUGGUAACAUUAUUUUAAAUGUCCUACCUAAUGAGUUUCCCCUGGUUAUAAAUGAAGAUUAUUUGACUAAUGUUCAGAUGGUUCAUGAUCAGGUAGAUAGCCAAGUUGAGAAUGGAGGACAGAUUUUGGCAAGUAACCAUGAACAUGAGUUUACAGCCAUUAAAAUAAAUAAUUUGACAAAAAGAGGGCUAGUUGAGCCAUUUAGUUGUCAAAGUACAUGUACAGAUAAGAUGGAAGGUAGCAAAACAACAGAAAUGAAAAGCGUACAUGAAAAACGUGGUACCCAGAGUUUGAAGAGGAAACGAUUUGACAGCAAUUAUGAAAAGCAACAAAGGAUAGGAACAAAAGAGCCAUGUUUACGAAAGGAAGAUGUCAUACCCGUAAAAGAAACUCCUGCUUUCAAGACACAUGAUUAUCUGCAGGUCAGGGUAGGGACCAGCGGUGUACAUGUAGAUGCCAUUAGUGCAGUGGGAAAAAGGACGAAAAGGAAUGCAGUGUGCCCAGUGAACCAUACCUACCGAUCAACUCAGGCCAUUGACAGGAAGUGCAUCUUAUAUGUGAGGAAUGUCAGAGAGAAGUUUCCCAAGUCAGCUGCUUUGUCGAGACUAGGGGACACCAGUGGUUCCCAGCUGUUUAGUGAGGUGUUUACAGUGCUAGAAGCCACUGAGGGGACAAAGACAAGAGUUGUGGAACUGCUGUCGGAGUUUGGAAGGAAGUUCAGGAAAGGCCCAACAAGAACUAUAUUGACCGCACUUUGCCCUUUGAAUAAGAAUGCUACAGGGAAUUCAGUGUUGACCAGCAAAGGUUGCAAUAUUUCCAAACUGUUGCACGGUCAUCAUCACCACAGACAGGUGUAUUUGUUUGUACGAGCUUGCAUCCUCCGCAUGUUACCAGAGGAGCUAAUUGGCGGAAGGCAUAACAGAAACGUUCUGCUGAAAAAUGUAUCCAAAGUUAUCUCCCUUGGCAAGUAUGACAAGAUGUCCCUGGGCCAACUGAUGUCGGGAAUAAAGACAAAGAACGUUCAGUGGCUGCUGUCAGUAGAGUGUAACCGUUGCAGACUGGAUCUCAUGUCCAGACUGGUUCACUGGAUCAUCACCCAGUUUGUGUUUGUCCUGCUGCGCACGCACUUCUACAUCACUGAUACGACCUUCCUGCGAUACAGACUGGUUUACUACAGGCAGGCCACUUGGACUAGGCUGCACAUUCUGGGAUUGACUGGCUUACUUCGUAGAAAGAUAAUGAGCCCAGUUUCAGAGAUGUUUGUGAGAAACCUGGUAUCUUCUCGGGCAGGCCUUGGCAUAUCUACGCUGCGCUUUCUGCCCAAACAGAAGUCACUGAGACCUAUAGUGAAUAUGGGAUGUCCUGCUAGGAUACUGUCCACUCAGCCCUACCUGUCUGUGAACCAGCAGCUCAAGGAUCUCCAUAAGGUGCUCACACAUCUAAAAGACAGGACACCCAGGCUGGUUGGGUCUGGCAAAUUGGGCAUGAACGAUAUCCACGCCUCCUGGGCCCAGUAUAUGGCAAUCUGGAGACAGGGCGGGGCCAGGAAGUUGUAUUUUGUUAAGACAGACAUCUCUAACUGCUAUGAUUCCAUCAUCCAAGAGAAAUUGGUGCAGAUUAUGGAAUCUAUUAUCAAAGAGGAGUUGCAGGAGGAGUGUGUGGUUCGCAAAUAUUUCACCUUCUCCCUGCAAGGUGGUCAGGUGCGCAAGACAUACCAGAGACAUGCAGCCCAGCUUUCUAACUUCAUUCAGGAUUUCACAAAUUUUGCAAAAUCACAGGUCAUUGAGAAAAAUUUGCAUGGUGUUGUCUUCGUAGAUAAGGUCCUCUACCAGCAUUUAUCAGCCGAGACAGUGCUACAAAUUCUAAGGAGCCACAUUUUCAACAAUAUUGUGAAGGUAGGCAGGCAGUAUUACCUACAGAAUGAGGGUAUCAGCCAGGGCUCUAUUCUAUCCACCCUGCUUUGUAAUUUCUACUACGCGUGCAUGGAGCAUGACCACAUUGCCCUGCAGAGUGACGAGCUGCUUAUGAGGGUUGUCGAUGACUACCACUUUGUGUCUCCCUCCUUGGAAAGGGCCACUGGCUUCCUCAGGACAAUGCUGGCUGGGAUCAAGGACUAUAACUGUCAUACCAAUGUUGACAAAGUCAUGAGUAACUUCUCUUGUUGCAGUGUGGUAAAAAACCAGUCCAUUGAGUACAUUGAAACAGGCUGGUUUCCAUGGUGUGGACUUCUGUUCAACAUGCAGACACUGGAAGUGGCUAUGGACUAUACCAGAUAUGCGGGCGCAAGUAUUAAAGACACAAUGACUUUUGAUUUUGUAAGGGAACCUGGAAAGACAUUCAAAAGGAAAUUGAUUGGCUCCUUGCGUCAGAAGUGUCAUGACAUGUUCCUGGACCCUGCAGUUAACAGUCCCAGUCAGAUCUUCACCAGUGUCUACCAUCUUUUUCUACUUACAAUUUGA
Molecule: messenger RNA, 3290 nt
Organism: Dreissena polymorpha
Lineage: Eukaryota; Metazoa; Mollusca; Bivalvia; Myida; Dreissenidae
Product: telomerase reverse transcriptase-like
Exons: 24
Coding region: 45-3290 (1081 amino acids)
Biological process (GO): telomere maintenance via telomerase
Cellular component (GO): telomerase catalytic core complex
Molecular function (GO): telomerase RNA binding; telomeric repeat DNA binding
Source: RefSeq, a predicted model, not a curated record